GGAGGAGGCUCAGUCGGAUCCUAAAGUCUCUGCAACGUGUCCUGAGCUCUCUCUCCUGUGUCUAACAACUCCCUGCAGUAACUCCCAGUGUCUCCCAGUCUCAUCAGACCCCCCCACCCAGUACAGUCAGGAGAUCAGCACCCCCACCCUAAGCUGCACAUGGAGAACGGAAAAAACGGCGUCCAGAACGGGAACGGCUGCAGCAAUGGGGACCCGGGGGUCACCUCUGACUCAUUUAAGGCCUCGGACAUCAUCAUAGACUUGGCCUCGUCUUCCAAACCAAAACCCGACCCGAACAGCUUGGUCUUCGGAGCCGAGUUCACGGAUCACAUGCUCUGCAUCGAUUGGUCGAAGGAGACGGGGUGGCAGCACCCGGUUAUUAAGCCGUUCCAGAACCUCUCCCUGCACCCCGCAGUCUCAGCGCUACACUAUGCCAUACAGCUGUUCGAGGGGCUGAAGGCUUACCGUGGUGAAGAUGGGAAGGUCCGUUUGUUCCGCCCGAAACUCAACAUGGAGAGAAUGCACCGGUCAUCUCUGAGAAUGACCCUGCCUGACUUUGAUAAGGAGGAGCUGCUACAAUGUAUCUUGAAGCUGGUGGAAGUGGAUAAGGAGUGGGUUCCCUAUUCGAGCAGCGCCAGUCUCUACAUCCGCCCGACUUUCAUUGGAACUGAGCCAACUUUGGGAGUCCGGAAACCCUCCCGGGCUCUUCUCUACGUUAUUCUCAGCCCAGUCGGACCCUAUUUCUCAAGUGGAUCGUUCAAUCCAGUUUCGCUGUGGGCAGAGCCGAAAUAUGUGAGGGCAUGGAUGGGGGGCACUGGUGACUGCAAAGUAGGAGGGAAUUAUGGACCCACCAUCUUCGCCCAGUAUGAAGCGGUGGCAGUCGGGUGUCAGCAGGUGCUUUGGUUGUACGGAGAGGACGAGCAGAUCACAGAAGUGGGGACCAUGAACCUGUUUAUUUUCUGGACAAAUGAGAAUGGAGAGGAAGAACUAGUAACUCCUCCCCUCGAUGGCAUCAUUCUCCCCGGCGUCACACGGCACAGCAUUCUAGAUCUGGCACGGCAGUGGGAAGAAUUUAAGGUAUCUGAGCGCCAUUUAACCAUGAAGGAUCUGGUUAAGGCAUUAAAUGAAAACCGCGUCCGUGAAAUGUUCGGCGCUGGCACGGCGUGUGUUGUCUGCCCAGUGUCCAGAGUCUCCUACAGGAACAAGGAUUUACACAUCCCGACCAUGGAGAACGGCCCCAAGAUGGCGAAACGCUUCCUGCAAGAGCUCACCGACAUUCAGUACGGUCGGGCAGCCAGUGAUUGGAUGGUGGAAGUUCCCUCGCCUUAAAGGCAAAUCGAUCCUGUAGUUAAGAAGGAAAGAAGAAGCACAGUUAGUGUCAAAGUCCAGUAGAAUUCUAGUGACAAUCGCAAUGUCCUGUGACCCCCCGCAGAUUUAGAAAUAUAAUGGAUUUUUAUGUAAACGGUUCUGUGUAUAGAAGUAAUUCAAAGCUGUGACUCCUGCACCUGUUGCUGGACUACAACUCCCACAACCCCCUACGUGCCAAUGGAAGACAUUCCUACUGUGUCACAUGACCCCUCCCCCGAAAACGUAGCUCGGACUCCUUGCUUGUCUCUGAGGCAUUCACUCUUCCCAGCAACUGAACUUUGAUUGGUUCGCACAGUUGUAGAACAUACAUAGAGCAUGGCAGCCAAUCACAGUCCAGAAUGAACAUAAAAGUUGGGAAAUAUUAUAGAGUAUAGCACAAGGUGGUAGAAUAGACAUUUAGAUUCUAAAACCACCAAAUCUGUCAAAAACUCAUUGUCUUGUUUUUGUGUCUCUCUGGGACAGUGUUGUAACUAGAUGUUACUGGGCCCCACAGCAAAUUAAUUUUAAGGGCCCCCAAUAUAACCAAAGGUUGCCCUUUUUUUACAUAUAUAUGUUGAAAUUGCUAAAUUUUUUUUCAGGCCCCCCAAAUCUCUAGAGAUUGAUUUAUUUUACCAAUAUUUAUUAAAAUUGUAUUUGAAUUAGGGCCUCAUGGGGCCCCUAUACCUCAUGGGCCCCCCAUCUCUGCUUCCUCUGUAGUUACGCCCCUGCCCUGGGAAAAGCAACUGCUAUUUUGUUUGACGGAACUAGCAAUGUUCUACAUUCACCACUGGGUGGAGGGUUAGGGUAAGGGUUAGGGUUAGGGUUAGGGUUAGGGUUAGGUUUAUAUUGAUCUCUUACACGCUGAAUCCUCAUUUUUUCAUGGGAGAAUGUUAAAGGGUAUAUUAAUGCAAAAAUAAAAAAGGCAAUCAUACCUUAAAUAUCAUUUAUGCAUAAAUAUAAAGUGAAUGUAUAUUGGGAAGUGGAUUUUUGGGUUUAUAUCCCAAUUAACAUUCAUGCACAGUGGGAAGUGAAUUCUAAUCAUUGUACCAAAGUGACACUUGCUGCUCUGUUGUGUGUCGUUAUUCUCUGCUUAAUUGUGUUGUUGUGUUGACUCAUUAGGGGCCGCAUUGUCACUCAUAUUUCCCCCCACCCCAAUAGAAAAUACCCGAAUACCAAAGUGAUGGGGAAGCUUCAGGCUGGGUUAGGAACUACAGGUUCUGAGUAACCUCAAACUCACAGGCGCCACCUGCUGUCUCCCCAGGGUAUUACAAUGUGCCCAGUAUCCAAGCAAUAAUCACAGGCAGAAGCACAAAGGACUCAGUUCUGGGUGCCAAACAGUCAGGGUAUCAUAUUGGGGCAGUAUUUAACAAGCCUCGACAAAGGGGAAUAAUACAGUUUAUUUAUCAACAGGGCAAAGUGCAAAUAAUAGACCCGGCACUCAAUUUAUGGGGGGGGGCAGUUUGUGCCCCACACCGCCCCAAUGCUUGUGCCAGUCUAUUGGCGAAUAAGCACCAGUUUUAUCAAAAUUAUUCCUUUUUUUGUUUCUUUCCCAAUUUUUUGUUGCCAAAAUAUGUUUGCUGUUGUUUCACUAUAACUCCCAGUCGACUGGCAAGGGAUGCUGAGGGUUAUAGUUCAAUAUAAACCUUGGAGACUGAAGAAUGGAUUAUAAAUAAGUGUGACCCACCAGUCAGUAUCGUGCUGAUCCGAUCCAUGUCUGGGAUGACAAAGGGACAGCACUGACCUGCAGCUUUACCCCUUCUCUUACCUCUGUGAUGGUUGGGCCAUUUCUCGCACAAGGGGAGGGGCUAAUGAUUGCUGUUCAACCAAUCACAGACUGAACUGAUUUGCAGGGAGUUGCUCUGUACAAUCAACAUGUGAUAUUUGCACUUGUUUCAUUUUCAUUUGUGACUCUCUGUAUUUUCUCUUUAACUGUAAAUUCCAAUAAAUCUGCUCUUAUUUCAGCCAA
This is a messenger RNA of Xenopus laevis (African clawed frog), 3313 nucleotides long. RefSeq names its product branched chain amino-acid transaminase 1, cytosolic L homeolog (gene bcat1.L). The record is from RefSeq and is a predicted model, not a curated record. Gene Ontology annotation, biological process: branched-chain amino acid metabolic process; L-leucine biosynthetic process; L-valine biosynthetic process. NCBI's taxonomy places the organism in Eukaryota, Metazoa, Chordata, Amphibia, Anura, Pipidae. The transcript is spliced from 11 exons. Gene Ontology annotation, molecular function: L-valine:2-oxoglutarate transaminase activity; branched-chain-amino-acid:2-oxoglutarate transaminase activity; catalytic activity. Gene Ontology annotation, cellular component: cytoplasm; mitochondrion. The coding region runs from base 160 to 1329 and encodes 389 amino acids.